This is a messenger RNA of Eurypyga helias (sunbittern), 1169 nucleotides long. It is a transcript of the gene GCG, whose product is annotated as glucagon. Gene Ontology annotation, molecular function: hormone activity; glucagon receptor binding. Gene Ontology annotation, biological process: negative regulation of apoptotic process; positive regulation of insulin secretion involved in cellular response to glucose stimulus; adenylate cyclase-modulating G protein-coupled receptor signaling pathway. The record is from RefSeq and is a predicted model, not a curated record. Gene Ontology annotation, cellular component: extracellular region. The transcript is spliced from 7 exons. Bases 90 to 710 code for a protein of 206 amino acids. Lineage: Eukaryota; Metazoa; Chordata; Aves; Eurypygiformes; Eurypygidae.
CAGGAGCAAAAGGCUUAUCUUGGAUAAAUCUGUAGGCCACAGUGUGAAAGACAAUUUGUAAUGAAUGUUUGGCAUACAGUUCUCAAGCAAUGAAAAUGAAAAGUGUUUAUUUUGUUGCUGGGCUCCUUUUAAUGAUAGUUCAAAGCAGCUGGCAAAAUCCUCUUCAGGAUACAGAGGAGAAAUCAAGAUCCUUCAAACCUUCCCAGUCUGAACCAUUAGAUGAAUCUAGACAGCUGAAUGAAGUGAAACGUCACUCACAAGGCACAUUCACCAGUGAUUACAGCAAGUACUUGGACACUAGACGAGCUCAGGACUUUGUACAGUGGUUAAUGAGCACUAAAAGAAAUGGCCAACAAGGACAGGAGGACAAAGAAAAUGACAAAUUCCCGGACCAGCUCUCAAGCAAUGCAAUCUCCAAGCGUCAUGCUGAAUUCGAGAGACAUGCUGAAGGCACCUAUACCAGUGAUAUCACCUCAUAUUUGGAAGGUCAAGCUGCCAAAGAGUUCAUUGCUUGGUUAGUGAAUGGACGAGGAAGAAGAGAUUUCCCAGAAAAAGCUCUUGUGGCCGAAGAAAUGGGCCGAAGACAUGCAGAUGGCACUUUCACAAGUGAUAUCAACAAAGUCCUUGAUGACAUGGCUACCAAAGAGUUCCUAAAAUGGCUGAUUAACACAAAAGUUACCCAAAGAGACCUUUUGAGAGACUACCAGUAGAAGUGCAGAAUAAAAAUGGGAUAAAUGAAGACCUUCAUUGCAUCAACUGCCAGUUAUUAAGAGAUUCUGAGAUCUGUAUUCUGUCGUUUACAUUGGGUGUAACAGAGCUAUGUCACCUUGCAUGCCAGGAAAUAAUUGUACUAUAGUUUAGUGUUGCCAAAGGUUUAUAUAUGGAAAACCUACUGUCUAAGGGAUGCUUAUCUUAACAGCUUUAAGACUAUGAGAGUUCCAUAUCUUCAUAUUUUCCAUUUAUUAGGACUGAAGAUAAGGAUAAAAUUAUUUUUCUAAAAACUUGACUUUACACACAAAGGAUUCAAUCACCAAUUACAUGUGUUAUUUGUAAGGGGCUGGCAGUUACAAAUGCCUGAGAAGUGAAUACCCCUCUUAAAACCUUUGUUAUAAAAAGGCUAAGCUUUAAGGAUAUUAAAUGAUAGCCUUAAAUAAAUUUUUUCAAGCUUC